AUGGCGGGCGGCUCGCACAAUUUCGCGGUGUUGACGAAUUUCGACGAGGACUACGAGGUGGGCUACCUCUGCGCCGCUGUGAACGAGGCCUACUGCCAGCGCUGGGGGUACCGCUUCGUGCCGCUCUGCCUGACCAGGGAGGACAUGGGGCGCGUGUGCGACGGCCGCCACUUCGCCUGGGCCAAGCUCGCUCUGCUCUCCUGGCUGUUCACGCCGCGCCGGUGCAGCCCGGUCGCGCGGGAGGUCCUCGAGCGCAAGCUCGGGGAGGCAGGUCGAGCCGCUCUGCUGUCGUCGGUGGACUACCUGGUGUGGAUCGACGGGGACGCCAUGGUGGUCGACCACGACGUGCCGCUGUCGCAGUUCGUCUCGGGCAAGCCCCUGGUGCUGGCCGAGGACAUGUCUUGGGCGGACUGGGUGAACACGGGCGUGCUCCUGGUGCAGGCGGGCUCGCCUUGGGUGAGGGAGCUGUGGGCAGAUGCGUGGGAGACCGAGGGUAACAAACAUGCCAUGAGCGCAAGCGCUCGGAGAGAGACGAGCAACCUCACCGUGCUGGACGCCGCGUCCCUGCAGUUUGCGAACCCCCUGCACGCGCAGUUCGUCCUGCACCUGUGCGGCUUCUCCUCGAAGCUUGGCCUCUGCCGCACAACCAUCAGCCUGGGCGUCCUCCGCGGCGCCAGGCUCCCGCAGCGCCCACCCGGGCAUCGCCUCUCCGGGCCGAAGUGGCAGGCGGCGCUGCUCUUUCUCCACGGCGCACUUCAGAGUGCAGGGCCGCGCCCGUGGGGCUGGCUGCCCCGGUGUGCGGGCGCGCUGGGAGCCGCCGCGAGCGGGGCCUCCCUGGGACUCGCGCUGCCCCGGUGCACGGCCGAGGAGGCGAUGGCGCGGUGGGCGCAGGGGGGCGCCGGCGAGCAGCCCGUGCUGGCGGAGGUGGCCCCGCCGCCGCACUGGUCCCUGGCAGAGCUGCGGCGCAGGCACGGCGACCGCCGGAUCCCCAUGGAGGACUGCUCGCCGCUGCGUGCCGACGAUCGCCCGCGCAGCGGCCGCUUCCCGCCGAGGGGCGCGCGCGGGGCGCUGUGGCAGCUGUGCGACUACGCCAGGGGCCUGCCGCCUCCGUGCCAUCCGCUGCUGGGCUCGCUGGACCCGGGGCGCCUGUGGCGGGCGACCCGCUGGCAGCCUUGGCACCCUCAGGAGGCCGGCGCCGAGGACCCGCCGGAUGCUCCGUGGGAGUGCGGAGGCGCGGGGGAGUCCCUGAAGGCGCUCGGUGGCUCCGGCGAGGUCGAGCGCGAGUUGAACGCUGGCCUCCGGGCUCUGUCGGCCGUCCACGUGCUGCCCCCGGGCGCGCGCUUGCGCCUGCAGCGGCCUUUCGACGGCAAGCGAGCGCACGCAGCGAUAUGGCAUUUGGAGGGCGACUGCGAGUACAGGAUGUUCGCCCCAGACAUGGCGUGUAGGCUGGGAAAGGGGAGCGACGUGGCACCGCUGUUCGAUGCCUCCCAGAGCAGCGUCGACGCGUGGGAGAGCACCGACGCUCCACAGCACGUGAGCGUGGUUGUGCGGCAGGGCGGGGUCCUGCUGGUGCCUGCCGGCUGGUGGAUUGCAAGCGUCUCGUUGAGUGCUGCCCUCGUUGUGUGGCGACCGUGGAUCUGCCAUCGGCGCUCGGCCGACUUGCUGCGAGGGGAGCAGGAGGGGGCGGCGGCGCUGCGGGCGUUCCGCCUGCAGCCCUCCAGGGCAGAGGAGUUCGCUGGCAUCCUGCGGCGGCUCCGCGGCCCCGACGCUCCGCCGUGGUGCAAAGAGGUCAUCCGCGGCGGCCUGGGCAGCGCCCACGCCAGGGAGCCCACGUUCAGCGCGGUCGUGCACGUCGACCGGUUCUCUGCGGACGGCAGCGGCGUGAGCAGCACCCGGCUGGCCCCGGCCCCGAGCAUGGCCCUGGGGGAGCGCGCGCUCGUGGCGCUGCGGGGCGGCGGGGCGGAGAGCCCUCGGGGCGCGGCCACGCUGCUCGAGCUGGAGCUGCUCGCGGCGCUGGCGCCAGCGCCAGAGGUGCUCGGGGCGCCUCCGGGGCACGAGCCCGUCGACCAGGUGGCCCUGGCCGAGGGCGGCCCGGGUGCCGUCGGCAGCGCUGGGGCGCGCGGGUCGCCGCGGCCCUUCGAGGGCGGCGGCCGGCGCGUGCUGGCGGAGAAAGAAAAGUGGUUUGUGCCCUUCAUCAAGCUGGCCUUCCGGGCGACGCUCACCCGGCAGAUGCCGCGCAGCACCCCGCCGCCGGCCUUGCCGCCGCCGGUCGCCUGGCAGGCGCGCGGGCUGGCGGGCAGCGAACAGGGCGCGGUCUCGGACGGCAGUCCGAAAGUCUCCCUCUUCGACCUCAAGCAGUGCGCUGUGAGAGGCCGACAGCCGAUCUCGGAGGUGGAGCAGGCCGCAUUCUGGCCGGCUGCCAAGCCCGAAGGCAAGGGGGCGGCGGCGCCGCGCAGCCCCCCUGGAACAUAUCCCUAUCCCUAUGCUGGGCAUCUCCUCAUCACGAUGCCGAUCUGA
Prorocentrum cordatum is the source of this 2517-nucleotide messenger RNA. NCBI's taxonomy places the organism in Eukaryota, Dinophyceae, Prorocentrales, Prorocentraceae. The record is from the annotation of a GenBank genome assembly.